Nelumbo nucifera (sacred lotus) is the source of this 601-nucleotide messenger RNA. RefSeq names its product LYR family of Fe/S cluster biogenesis protein. Gene Ontology annotation, cellular component: mitochondrion. The record is from RefSeq and is a predicted model, not a curated record. Gene Ontology annotation, biological process: mitochondrial respiratory chain complex II assembly. Lineage: Eukaryota; Viridiplantae; Streptophyta; Magnoliopsida; Proteales; Nelumbonaceae.
CACAGUAAAAUCAAAAGUUCAAAACCUCUCCUUCUCUUAACUCUUUCUUAAUCCCGUUGCACCUUUUUAUUAGAGAGAGAGAGAGAAUGCGAUAUGGUAUCGUCAGGCGGGGCGAAGAAGCUAUCUGGGAUGCAGAAGCAGGUGCUGAGUCUCUACAGAGGGUUUCUCAGAGCCGCUCGUUCUAAGGCCCCCGAGGAGCGCCACCGUAUCGAAUCAAUCGUGUCGGCCGAAUUCCGCCGCAACUCGGAAGCUGUCGAUCGCAAGAACUUCGUCUACAUCGAGUAUCUCCUUCGCCGCGGCAAGAAACAGCUCGAUCAGAUCAACAGCCCUGAUAUUGUAGGCUUAUCCUCCCUCAAGGUUGCCUCCGCCUCCGGCACUAAACCCUAACCCCGAUACCAAUUGCUUUUUCAUGUUGUGUUCUUUUCUUUCUUUUUUUUUUUUCGGCUUCUUCGAAUUCGACUGGUUUUCAUCUCGCACCCUUUGAAUCGAUCCAUCGGUGCAAGAAAAGUGAAAUUACAAACACUUUGUAUUCGAGAAGGAACUAAAUUUCGUUCAUUAGUCUCUUCGCAAAUCUCAAUUGUUCUUUUGUGCUUCUUCUCCU